Messenger RNA from Elephantulus edwardii (Cape elephant shrew), 4242 nucleotides. It is a transcript of the gene MST1R, whose product is annotated as macrophage stimulating 1 receptor (c-met-related tyrosine kinase). Gene Ontology annotation, cellular component: signaling receptor complex; membrane. The transcript is spliced from 20 exons. Bases 1 to 4242 code for a protein of 1413 amino acids. The record is from RefSeq and is a predicted model, not a curated record. Gene Ontology annotation, biological process: cell surface receptor protein tyrosine kinase signaling pathway; cell migration; positive regulation of kinase activity. Gene Ontology annotation, molecular function: ATP binding; transmembrane receptor protein tyrosine kinase activity; protein binding. NCBI's taxonomy places the organism in Eukaryota, Metazoa, Chordata, Mammalia, Macroscelidea, Macroscelididae.
AUGGCACACCUCCAGCUGCCGUCACCACAGCCCUACCUACUGCUGCCGCUGCUCCUGCUGCUGCUGCGCGCGCCACCCCCGACCAUGCCCGCGGCGGACCAGUGCCAGGGGAGCUGGCAGUGUUCGCGGAUCCCCUACACUGCCUCCCGCAACUUUGAUGUGCAGUACUCAGUGCCCAGCUUCUCGGCCAGGGGCCCCAUCCAGGCUGUGGCGACCUUCGAGGACCAGGAUGGAAGUGCUGUUUUUGUGGCCACGCGCAACCGCCUGCACGUGCUGGGGCGCAGCCUCAAGCUUGUCCAGAGCCUGGUGACGGGCCCCGUCGGGAAUCCUGAUUGCCAAACAUGCUCAGCCUGUGGUCCGGGUCCUUAUAGCCCCCCAGGCGACACAGACACACAGGUGCUGGUACUAGAGCCGGUGCUGCCCGCCCUGAUCAGCUGCGGCUCAACCCUCCAGGGCCGCUGCUUCCUGCAUGAGCUGGAGUUCGGCGAGGACACUACCGUGCGCCUGAUGCCGCCAGCCUGCCUCUUCUCUGCCCACCAAAAUCAGCCUGAUCACUGCCCUGACUGUGUGGCCAGCCCGCUGGGCACCCGAGUGACUGUGGUCGGACAGGGCCAGGCUUCCUACUUCUACGUGGGAUCGUCUCUGAAUGCAACAGUGGCCGCCAGCUUCAGCCCGCGUUCGGUGUCCAUCCGCCGCCUGAAGGCAGACUUCUCUGGAUUUGCACGUAACUUUGUGUCGCUGUCAGUGCUACCUGAGUAUCUCUCCUCCUACCGCAUAGAAUAUGUGUACAGCUUUCACGCUGGAGCCUAUGUAUAUUUCCUGACAGUGCAGCCAAGCAGCCUGCGGGCCGCACAUGGCGCCCUGCACACACGCCUGGCUCGGGUCAGCGCCACUGAACAAGAGCUGGAUUACUACCGUGAACUUGUCCUACACUGUAAUUUUGAGCCUAAACGCAGGCGCAGGGGGGUCCCCAAAGGCGGACAGAUCUACUCAGUACUGCGGGCAGCCCACACAGCUCCUGUGGGCUCCCUGCUGGCCGAGGAGCUGAGUAUUGCAGAGGGUCAGGAUGUGCUAUUCGGGGUCUUCACAGGGAUCAGGGAUCGUGGUCCAGGAGAAGGUCCCAACUCUGUCGUCUGUGCCUUCCCCAUUCGCCUGCUGGAUUCUCUCAUUGAGGAGGGGGUGGAAGGGUGCUGCCAGGAUCCUGUGCACCCUGGAAUCCGGAGAGGCCUUGACUUCUUCCAGCUGCCCAGUUUUUGUCCUAAUCCGCCUGGCCUGGUGGCACCCAGCUCCAACUUCAGCUGCUAUCAGUUCCCACUGCUGGUCAGCAAAAGCUUCACUCCACGUGUGGACCUAUUCAACGGGCUGCUGGGAACAGUGCAGGUCACUGCAUUACAUGUGACACGCCUGGGCAAUGUCACUGUGGCGCACAUGGGCACAGCUGAUGGGCGUAUACUACAGGUGGAGCUGGAUAGAUCUUCCAGUUACUUGCUGUACAUUUCCAAUUUCUCGCUGGGCAACAAUGGACAGCCCAUUCAGAGGGACAUCAGUCGUCUUGGGGAUCACCUGCUCUUUGCCUCUGGGAACCAGGUCUUCCAGGUUCCCAUCCGAGGCCCUGGCUGCCGACACUUCGUCACCUGUGGGCGCUGCUUACGGGCUCAGCACUUCAUGGGCUGUGGCUGGUGUGGGGACAUGUGUGGCCGGCAGCAGGAAUGUCCCAGCUCCUGGCAACAGGAUCACUGCCCACCUGAACUCACUGAGUUCCACCCCCACCGUGGACCCCUAAGGGGCAACAUGACUCUGACGCUGUGUGGCUCCAAUUUCAAACUGCACCCUGCUGACUUGGUGUCUAAAGGCAUGCAUCGGAUCACCGUGGGCCAAAGCCCUUGCUGGCUGCUGCCCAAGGACACCUCUACCAUCAGAUCAAUGAUCCCUAAGGGCUUUAUAGAGGAACUCGAGUGUGAGCUGGAGCCCUCGGGUGUGCAGGCAGCUGGACCUGCCAGCAUCAGCCUCACUGUGGUCAACGUGACAACAGGCAAGCACUUCCGGGUAGACGGGACCUCUGUGUUGCAAGGCUUCACUUUUGUGGAGCCAGUGCUGACAGCUGUGAAGCCCCUGUUUGGCCCAAGGGCAGGGGGCACCCUCCUUACACUUGAGGGUCAGGAUCUGUGUGUGGGUACCAGCCGGGUUGUGCUGGUGAAUGGGACUGAGUGCCUACUAAAACAGGUCAGCGAGGGGCAUCUUGUAUGUGCCACACCGCCUGGAGCUGCCACGGCCAGAGUUCCCCUUCACCUGCAGGUGGGGGGUGCCAAUGUGCCCGGCUCCUGGACCUUCCAUUACCGGGAAGACCCCAUUGUGUUAGGCAUCAGCCCCAACUGUGGCUACAUCGGCUCACAGGUCACCAUCCAGGGCCAGUACCUGACUUCUGCCCAGCACUUGCUGUUGUCAUUCCAUGAUGGACUUGGGGCAGUGGAGAAUAGGUGUGAAGGGCUGCUUCCAGAGCAGCAAAAGUGCUAUGUCCCUGAAUACAUGAUCCCAAGGUCCCAGGAGUGGAUGCUAGGGAACCUGAGUGUCCGGGGGGAUGGAGCUGCUGGCUUCACACUGCCUGGCUUUCGCUUCCUGCCCCCACCUCAUCCACCUAAAGCUCACCUGGCCCCCUUGAAGCCUGAGGAACAUACUAUUAAGUUCCAGUAUAUUGGACUGAGUGACGUGGCUGACUGCAUGAAUGUGACCGUGACCGUGGCCGGUGAGAGCUGCCAGCAUGAGUUCCGGGGGGAAGUGGUCAUCUGCCCCCUGCCCCCGUCCCUAGAACUUGACAAGAACGGUGCCAUGCUACAGGUCUGCGUAAAUGGUGUGUGUCAUGAGCUGGGCAAAGUGAGGCGCCUGGGCCCACAGGGGCUCCCACAGGGUGUACUCCUUGGUGUCCUGCUGGCCCUGCUUCUGGUUGUGGGUGCCCUGGUCACCGCUCUGGUCUUCAACCACUACCGGCAGAGGAAGCAACGAGCCCUUUCACUCAACCUGGAUGACCUGACAUCCCUGGACCGGACAUCUGGAGCCAUCCCCCUGCCUCUGCUCCGCUCAGGCUCUGACUACAGAAACAACAUCGAACCUCCCACCACUGAGCGUCUGAGCCCCACUUCCCAAACCUACAAAGCAUCCUUCUCAGAUGAUGGAGAUGAAUCCCAUGUCCCACUUCUUCAGACCACUUCCAUUCAACUCCAAGACCUCGACCCCAUUCUUCUGGCUGAGGUCAAGGAUGUGUUGAUUCCCCAUGAACGAGUGAUCAGCUACAGUGACCAAGUCAUUGGGAAAGGCCACUUUGGAGUUGUCUAUCAUGGAGAAUACAUAGACCAGGCCCAGAAUCGAAUCCACUGUGCCAUCAAGUCACUGAGUCGCAUCACAGAGGUACAGGAUGUGGAGGCAUUCCUGCGCGAGGGACUGCUCAUGAGUGGCCUGCAUCAUCCGAACGUACUCAGUCUUAUCGGUAUCAUGCUGCCCCCUGAGGGGCUGCCCCGCGUGCUGCUACCCUACAUGCGCCACGGAGAUCUGCGCCAGUUCAUCCGCUCACCCCUGCGGAACCCCACGGUGAAGGACCUUGUCAGCUUUGGCCUGCAGGUAGCCCGUGGCAUGGAGUACCUGGCCGACCAGAAGUUUGUGCACAGAGACCUGGCUGCCCGGAACUGCAUGCUGGACGAAUCAUUCACAGUCAAGGUGGCUGACUUUGGUCUGACUCGUGACAUCCUGGACAAGGAGUACUACAGUGUCCAACAGCACCGCCAUGCUCGCCUGCCUGUCAAAUGGAUGGCACUGGAGAGCCUGCAGACCUACAGGUUCACCACCAAGUCUGACGUGUGGUCAUUUGGUGUGUUGCUAUGGGAGCUGAUGACACGAGGAGCCCCACCAUACCCUCAUGUGGACCCCUUUGACCUUGCCUACUUCCUGGCCCAGGGUCGGCGCUUGCCCCAACCUGAGUAUUGCCCUGAUUCCCUGUAUGCAGUGAUGGAGCGCUGCUGGGCCACAGAGCCAGGAGCAAGACCUACCUUCAGGAUGCUGGUGCGGGAAGUGGAGUGCAUAGCAGGCACUCUGCAUGGGGACCACUAUGUGCAACUGUCUGCAGCCUACGUGAACUUGGGACCUGGGGCCACAGACUGGGAAAAUGCACCCAUGGAACAGUCACCAUCCCUUCCAGCUCAUAAGAGCACUGGGCGGCCCCGACCCCUCUCAGAACCACUGCUCCCCACAUGA